Messenger RNA from Erigeron canadensis, 3702 nucleotides. Its product is annotated as putative disease resistance RPP13-like protein 1. The transcript has a single exon. Gene Ontology annotation, biological process: defense response to other organism. The record is from RefSeq and is a predicted model, not a curated record. Gene Ontology annotation, molecular function: ADP binding. NCBI's taxonomy places the organism in Eukaryota, Viridiplantae, Streptophyta, Magnoliopsida, Asterales, Asteraceae. Bases 1 to 3702 code for a protein of 1233 amino acids.
AUGGCUGAACUCCUUGUUGGAGCUGCUGUCACCGUUCUGAUUGAGAAGCUACUCGCUGGUGACUUUAUGAAGUUCGCUCGAUCUCAAGGAAUUGACUCUCAGCUGAAAAAAUGGAAGGAAACUUUGCCCAUGAUCCAAGCCGUGCUUGCUGAUGCAGCCCAGAAGCAAAUUACGCAAAAACUUGUUGAACUGUGGCUGGUCGAGCUUCAGGAUUUGGUUUACGACAUUGAAGAUGUUCUUGAUGAUAUCACCACUGAAGCUGUUACGCGAAACUUGCAAGAAUCUAGUAAUGGAAGCACAGGCAUUAGCAGUAAGCUGCUGAUGAUGAUCCCAACUCCUCAUAACAUUAUGUACGGUCGUAAGAUGAGCUCCAAUCUAGAUGAGAUUACCACUAGAUUGGCACAUCUUUACGAGCAGAGAAAGGGUCUGGGUUUAAAGGUGAUUAAUGGUGAAACAUCAACCAGAACAAAUACACGAUUAGAGGAAACUUCACUGCUGCCUAAUGUAUCUGAAAUAUUGGGCCGGGAUGGGGACAAAGAGGCGUUACUGGGGAAGUUGUUGGAGGAUGAAGGAACAUCUAGAAUCAGCAUUGUGUCAAUAGUUGGUAUGGGUGGGAUUGGAAAAACAACUCUUGCAAGACUCUUGUACAACGACCAGAAGGUGAAGGAUCACUUUAAACUCAGGGCAUGGGUUUGUGUUUCCAACGAGUUCGAUGUAUUCAGUAUUAGCAAGCAAAUUUAUCAAGCUGUAGUUGGGGAGGACAAAACAUUUACCAGUCUAGAUCUACUUCAUGUAGCUCUGAAAGAAGAACUAUCAGAUAAAAGGUUCCUACUCGUUCUGGAUGAUGUCUGGAACGAAGACCACAAGAAGUGGGAAGCCCUCAAACAGCUGCUUGUAGGGGCACGCGAAAGUAAAGUUAUUGUGACAACCCGGAACACCGUGGUUGCAUCAGUGAUGGACUCGGUUCAACCUCACAAUCUGGGAGUGUUGCCAUAUGAGAUAGCUUUGUCUUUGUUUGCUGAGUAUGCACUUGAAGAAAAAAACUUAGAAAAACAUCCAUCUCUUUCUACGAUUGCUCAAGGUAUCGUUAAGAAGUGUGGUGGUUUGCCUCUAGCUUUGGUAACAAUUGGGAGGGUCUUGAAGACAAAGGGAAAUGAUGUUGUUGAAUGGGAGGAGGUGCUCAACAGUGAGAUAUGGAGUUCAAAGGACAAAAGUGGUAUUCUUCCUGCACUGAAGCUGAGCUACUAUCAUCUCCCUUCAUAUCUAAAGCAAUUGUUUGCAUAUUGCUCCUUGUAUCCAAAGGACCACCAGUUUGACAAAAACACACUUGUCCUAAAGUGGAUGGCACAGGGGUUUCUGUCCCAAACAAGGGCCGGCAAAUCAAUGGAGAUGUUGGGUCAUGGGUAUUUCGAAGAAUUGCGGUUAAGAUGUUUUUUCCAGCCUUCAACAGAUGAGAACUCACGAUACACUAUGCAUGACUUGAUGCAUGACUUGGCCAUAAGCGUUGGAGGAAAGUUUUUCUUUAUGUUGGAUGAUAAGGCUGAUACAAAUGGCCGGAGCGAAGAUUUUGAGAAGUUUCGUCACUUUUCAUUCAUAGGUGAACGAUAUGCGGAAUAUAGAAAGUUAAAGGAAUUACAUAGAGCUAGAUGCAUGAGAACAUUUUUAGCUGUUGGUUAUUGGGCAAGAUUAUAUACAUUGGGCGAUCUUGAAAAAUUACUUACUCGGUUACAGUUCCUAAGGGUGUUGAGCUUAACAGAUUACUCAAUCACAGAGGUACCACGAUCCAUUGGUAAUCUCAAGCAAUUAAGGUACCUUAGUUUUUCUAAAACCCACAUCCCAGAAAUACCAGAAGAAGUCGGUAAACUUUAUAAUCUCCAAAGUUUGGUGGUUCGUGAUUGUGAUGAAUUAUCUAGCUUGCCAAAAAGUUUAGUAAACCUAAAAAACCUACGACAUCUUGACAUGGCUGGUACUCCAUUGUUGGAGAAGACGCCCUUAGUGAUUGGUGGCUUGACGAGUCUCCAAGCAUUACCUAUGGUUUGUAUCGAAAAAGGUAACGGCUUUAAAUUAUCUCAUCUCAAGGGCUUGUCAAAUCUCCAAGGUACACUUUCCAUUAAGGAGUUGCACAAUGUCAUAGAUCCAACUGAAGCAAACGAAGCAAAUGAAGCAAAUUUACAACAAAAAAAGGGUCUUGAUGAUUUGCGUAUGGAAUGGAGUGAUUUCUCUUAUACUUUCCGGGAUCCAGUUAUCGAAUAUGUAGUACUUGAAAGGCUAAGGCCUCCACCUAAGUUGAAAAAACUGAGCAUUUCUUUCUAUGGGGGAGUGGACUUUCCUAGUUGGCUUGGCAAUCCCACAUCAUUUGAUGGUUUAUCAAACCUUACGUUAAGAGGGUGUGAAAACUGUAAAGAUUUACCAACACUUGGGCAUCUGAGUUCACUUGAAUCUUUGGAAAUUGAUAAUAUGAAAUGUCUUGAGACAUGGAUGACCGGCGGUAGUGACAAUGUCGAGACUUUCCAAUCGUUUCCUAGUCUUCGUUCAGUUUCAAUUAAAGACUGUUGGAAACUUGGUAAGAUAUCAUUUGGAUUGAUGCCAUCACUUGAAUCUUUGGAAGUUGAGAAUCUGCUAUGUUUGGAGAGAUGGUCGACCAUUGGUGGUGACGAUGCCGAGGCUCCUCAAUCAUUUCCUAGUCUUCGUAAAAUUUCAAUUGAACGGUGUUGGAAACUUGGUAAGGUAUCGUUUGGAUUGCUACCGUCACUUAAGGAUUUAGCUCUAACAAGAUGCCCUGAAGCGGUGUUGAGAGACUUAGUUGGUGUAUCUUCAUCAAUCCGUAAAAUAGAGCUGCAUGGAAUUGUCGGGCUGACUCAUUUGGACAGAGAAGUCUUAAAAAAUCUUGGGACACUCGAAGAACUAUGGAUAUGGGGAUGUGAUGAAUUGAUAUACCCGUGGGAAUCAGAAUUGGAAGCAUGCAUGUUUCUUAGGAGUUUACAAAAGUUUUAUGUACAUUACUGUCCAAAGAUGCAAUCAAUCAAUGUUGGGAGCGGAUCUCUUAGAGUAAUGACUAUUGGUAAUUGUCAUUCACUGAAGAGUUAUUGCUGUCCCAAUAGUGUUGAGAAGUUGGAUAUAAGUUCUUGUGAUUCAGUGACAUCACUGAGCUUCUCUAAAAUUCAGGAGGUUGACCUCCCAUCAUCCUCUCAAUUGAAGACUCUUCAGAUCUUCAAUUGCAAGAAUAUAAAGUCAAUAUCUCAAGACCAUUUGCAAAGUCUCGCAUCGUUGGAAGAAAUGGACAUACGUAUAUGUCCAAGUUUGGAGGACUCAUUUCCAUCACGUGGGUGGUUGUGGCCUCCUAAUCUAAGGAAGUUGUCAAUAGGAGAAUUACAGAAACCACUGUCAGAGUGGGGGUUUCAAAGUUACCCGCCCUCACUUGUUCAACUAUCCUUACAUGGAAGGAAUUCAGGAGUGGUUUCAUUUAGAAUUUCUUUUAUGGAAGAAGCACAAGAUAAUAACAAUAUUUAUGAUAAUAAUAAUACGAUUAGCUCAUCAUGUUUUCUUCUUCCACCAUCUCUAACUUUUCUGCAAAUAUGGGAUUUUGCUGAUGUGGAAUCAGUUUCAGAGGUCUUCCAAAACCUCCCUCACCUUCAAGAUUUUUACAAAUGGGGAUGCCCAAAGCUUAGAGAUAAUUUGCCAGAGACAACUUCAACAUCAUAG